Molecule: messenger RNA, 735 nt
Organism: Apiotrichum porosum
Lineage: Eukaryota; Fungi; Basidiomycota; Tremellomycetes; Trichosporonales; Trichosporonaceae
Exons: 4
Coding region: 1-735 (244 amino acids)
Source: RefSeq, a predicted model, not a curated record
AUGAAGCUUUCUCUCCUCCUCGUUCUUGCUCCCUUUGCGCUCGGUGCCCUCGUCGAAGAGCGCGGCGGCGGCGGCGGCGGCGGUGGUGGUGGUGGUGCUACUUGCUCCACUGCUACUGUCUGGAAGACGAACACGGUUACUUCGACCAAGAACUUGCCCCCCUACACCACCACGGUGUCCAAGCCCUCGUCGUGUGUUUACCGGACCACCACUCUUGUGAACGCCCCCACUACCAUUCCCGUUCUUGUCUACACUACGACGACUCUCAAGCCUAUCACUGUCACCAUCACCCCUUCCGUGAUCAAGACGGUCACCAAGACCACGUCCACUGUCACUGCUGCGUGCACCCCUACCCACAAGUACAAGAAGCGCCAGGAGGUUCCCGAGGAGAUGACCAACGCCGAGCGUCUUCGCCGUCACCUGCCCCUCAAGGCUCCCGCUGUCAAGCGUGGUGGUUCGCCCCCCACCAACCCUUCGUGCACUCCCAAGACCGUCACUUCCACCGCCAUCGUCACCAACACCAACGAGGCCUGCUCGACGUCGACCGCUACGUCGUACUACUGCACCAAGACCUCGGUCUACACUUCCAUCUGCUACACCACUGUCAAGUCGACCUCGACUGCAGUGAGCACCAAGCCCGCCCAGACCGUCACCAGCACCGCUGCGUGCGCCCCGACGACCACCACGACGACCGUUUACGCUCCUCCUUGCACCGUCACCCCCGCGUGCAAGUAA